AACACACGUUUCUAAAGAAGACAAAGGCAGCACGGAUAAAAAAAAAAAAGCACAUGUUAUAAACCGAUAAUCUUCCAUUCUGCAAACCUCCGAACCCCAAUCUCCACGACAAGACUAUCGACAGGGUUUCUCCAUCCAUGGAUGGGCCUAUGGAGAUCGAUGUGGCAGGAUCGAUAUCUUCGGCCAUCGGCAGAAUCCGAAGAGAGGAUUCGGCGGAGAAAGAUAAGCUCCGCGUGAAGAGAGAGACCUUGCAGGCCGUGCUCGAGCAGUGCCAGAGAGCUCUCGAAUUGCUUCAUACUACUAGCGGUGCCGACGACGACGAUAUUGAUGACGUUGACGGUGCAAAUGUCGAUGAGGAGCAACGUGGAGAGAUUUCGGGAUCGCUGCGGGGUAACCGAGAGGCCGAUGAGUUGUGCGAUCUUCUCAAGUCUAGAGUUGAAUGCCCCGACUUCCUCGAAAAGCUAGAGUGUGCAAAGGCUUCAGUUCCACAAAAUGCUGGAGAAGAAGUCAGCUCCUGGGACAUGGUUAGUGAAAAUGAUCUUUGGGAAGGUGAAGAUAUUGAUUCAGAACAAGGAGAGUAUGUUCUUGUCAGGCAAGAGGAUAUUGUAGAGGGUAUUGCAUGCUUCAUGGCCGCAUACUUAUUGUCCCUAAAACAGACUAAGGAUUUGACACCUAACCAACUCCAGGAUGCGCUUAGCAAGACGUUCUCUGUGAAAAAGAAAAAGGGAAAGCUUCAGAAGGCUUGGGAUGGAAGCAAAGUCAUUUAUAAUGUGGCAUCUUGGGGUGCAACUGCUAUAGGGAUAUACCAGAACCCGGUAAUUCUCAGGGUUGCAACUAAAGCCUUCUGGACUUCUUGCCAUGUAAUAUCAAAGCUUAUAUGAUUUGCCUGGGCUACAUGGAGGAAAGUUCUGGUGCAAGGAUUCUCUGUAGUGUUGGUGGUGUGGUAGCCUGGUGUCCUGCGAGCUGUGUGACAUUACUGUAACAAAUAUCGUGACCACUGAUUGAUUUUAGUCUUGUAAAUAUUUUAUUCAGGAUUUCCAGAUUGCAAUUCAAAUUCAUUGGAA
Juglans microcarpa x Juglans regia is the source of this 1064-nucleotide messenger RNA. RefSeq lists its product as uncharacterized. Lineage: Eukaryota; Viridiplantae; Streptophyta; Magnoliopsida; Fagales; Juglandaceae. The transcript has 7 exons. Bases 138 to 881 code for a protein of 247 amino acids. The record is from RefSeq and is a predicted model, not a curated record.